AUGCGGAUUGUGAUUCAAGUUCUUUAUGCGUUGACAGUUGCUUCAGAGACAUUUUGUCGGACAGUAAAACUCAUGGAUCCUAAAAUAGUAUCACCUUGCAACAAUUCAGCACGAGCCAACAAGGACAAUUUUACAGCUACUGUUCUAGGCCAGGGACUUGUACCCAGGAAUGCACCUGAUAACUGGGCUGGUCUUAUGGCCAUUACCGUGUUCAGGCCAGGUCAACCCUUUUUUAGAGUUACAUGUACGGGAAUCUAUUUUACAAGUGGAUGCAAUAUAAAUGACUGCAUGAAAUGUGUCAACAGAAACAAUGAAAUAGUAUUCAAUGUAGAACUGAUUCUAGAAAAUAUUGACAGCAAGGGGUUACUCCGAAUGGAAUGGCUAGAAAAUGAUAUGCCAUUCGUAUAUUCAGACAGAAACUAUACUCUACCAGAAAUUGUUGAUGGCAACAAUUACAAUAUGACUUUAACUGUUCAUGGUCCUUCACAACCUACCGCAGGCAACGAAUGUCAGUUUCCAAAAUAUGUGCAUACAGCAAAUAUCUUUCAGCUGUGCUGUCUGAGCAAAGUAACUCCCUGCUUUGCUCAGAUUAAAGUCGGCGAAACUGUGGUUGCAACAGACAGGGCACCCUGUGUUACUUACGUGCCAACUUCAAACAGUACAGUAAACAUGGUAUUAAAAUACUCGUUAUGUACAAAGACUGACUACAUAAUCGGUCACAGGUGCUCAGUGCAAAGCGGUGUAUUAACUACAGUACGCACGACUGCUAGGACAGCCACAACCCGUAUAUUAACUACAAGAGCCACGACUGCCAGGACCGCCACAACCCGUAGAUUAACUACAGUACGUACGACUGCCCGGACUCCCACAACCCGUACAUUAACUACAGUACGUACGACUGCCCGGACUGCCACAACCCGUAUAUUUACUACAAGAGCCACGACUGGCAGGACUGCAACAACAAGUUUAUUAACUACAAGAGCCACGACUGGCAGGACUGCCACAACAAGUAUAUUAACUACAAGAGACACGACCGACAGGGCUGCCACAACAAGUCUGGAGACUUCAACUAUUGAUGGCGGUCUAGAGACUUCAACUAUUAGUGGCGGUCUGGAGACUUCAACUAUUGAUGACGGUCUGGAAACUACAACUAUUGAUGACGGUCUGGAGACUUCAACUGGUGACGACU
Messenger RNA from Candidula unifasciata, 1189 nucleotides. The record is from the annotation of a GenBank genome assembly. Lineage: Eukaryota; Metazoa; Mollusca; Gastropoda; Stylommatophora; Geomitridae.